This is a messenger RNA of Hymenoscyphus albidus, 6519 nucleotides long. The record is from the annotation of a GenBank genome assembly. Lineage: Eukaryota; Fungi; Ascomycota; Leotiomycetes; Helotiales; Helotiaceae.
CAUUCAGAUGGGACUGACAGAAAGACAUAAACUCUCGCCUCACUCCCUCCUCUAAUCGUACCUAUCUAUACAGGACCCUUCUCCAGCCCUACACCUCUCACCUGUCACCUCACCUCUCUUCUCUCACCCCUUCUCCUCUCCCUCUCCAGACUUACUGUCACAGUCUUCUCUUCUGUACUGACUGCACCUCCACCCUCACUAUCAGGUACUGCACUGUGUGUGCUAUCCACUCGUUGCACUCGUUGCGCUGAACUUGGAUUGCGCCUGCGUCGUCUUCAGCAUCUCACAUCUCAGCAUCAGCCGCCGAGCGAGCGAGCGAGCUUGCGCCCAUGCCAUGACAUGACGCAGAAGACGUCUUGUUCCCUUUCUUCACCUCCACCUAUUCGCACUCUUCAAGAAUCCAACCCUCGAUAAGGAGUUUGUUGUAUUGUGGUCAUCGCUCACAAUACACUUGGAGUCUGUUGCCCUCCUUCCCCCCUCUUCCUGUGUUUUUCUUAUAUUGAGGGGUCAAGAAGAACUCAAGCUGUGCAGUGCCUUGGUCAGGCGCACCCACACCCACAUACCAUAACCAUAUCCACUAGCCCCUUGGUAUGAGCUGCAAUCACGAUGGAUACGCCGAGCAGCGAUUUGACCUCGGGCAGCACAGAAUCGCUAUCACCCACUUCAGCAGACCCGACCCCCGCCGACUCUCCUACGAAGACCACCCUCGAUAACCUCGAAUCCCUACUUGCCACGAACAUGUCCUCGUCAGCUGUCACUGAGAACAACGACGAAUCGGAUUCUGAUGUGUCCAUGUCUGCAGAUAGUGACGAAGAAAACGACACAGGCCAUGAUACACCAGAUAGCCAGGUUCUUUCCUCUCUGCGAGGUCUGCCACAAUCCGACACACCACACAAUCAUGCUGUGGAAGCAUCCAAAAAACGAAAACACGCUGGUUCUUUGGAGGCCCCAAAUGGCCAGCUAGACCAGCAAAUAAGCAACGAGUCCAGAAAACGUGUGAAGUCAAUUGAAUCCUUACCAUCGUAUCGGACUCCUCAGGGAGGUCUUCAGCCAGACAAGUCUCUUUUACCAGCUGAGAUAUGGCACCACAUCUUUUCUUUUUGUCUUCCAAGAGUCUUGGGUCUUUCUUUGCAAGUCAACAAAUGUUUUAAUACCUAUCUUGAUCCUUCCGUACCAAAAUCUCCCGUUGCUUCUCUUUCAAGUUCAUCAUUGCCCCUUCUACAAGCUGGUGCCAUAUGGCGAGCCUCCAGAAUUCUGUUUCAUCAAAAUAUGCCUGGUCCUUUGUCUGGGAAAUCAGAGCUAGAUAUGUGGAGAAUGGCAUGUAGUUCUCGAUGCCAAUUUUGCAACAAGAAAGAGAUCUCCUCCUCCAAUACAGUGGACCAAUGGCAUCCAGGCCCUGGCAUGACUGGCCUUGCACGAGUAUGGUCUUUUGGUAUCCGUGCUUGUGGGUCUUGUAUACAACAAAACACAACCAAGGUAGGUGAUUGGUUCCGUAUACUUUAUACAAUAUAUACCUUGCACCAGGACCGCAAACUGAUUCUGGCCACAGGAAAUUGAUUUGCUUCUGUUCUCUGCUAUUGCAUCUCCACUAUUGGUUGCAUUGCCAUUCAUAUUUCUCACCAAUGAGCUUCACAUCAUACCUCCUACCACAUUACAGAGUGGCCAACAGCCAUCUUCUAUUCAAAUUUCCAAGCGAUUCCCUAAUUUCCAAAUUGAGGAGAUCAAACGGGAAUUCCAAGAGGCAAAAGUUUUGGGAGCAGCCACUACGGAGGAAUGGCUCAAAGGACUAGAAGAGCGUGGGAGAGAGAUGAGAACUGACGCUGCUCGAUGGGAGCGAUGGGAGUUUUCUGGAGGAGUUGCCAACAUGCGUCCUGUGGCGAGUCAUGAGGUUAAAAAGGAGCCAGCUGUGAACGUUGAGGAGAGAUCAACCUCAAUUGGCGUCAGUCCAUUAUAUCGAUUUCAACCUUCUAAUCCACUCCCCCAAAGAAACUUUCCACCAUUCACGAAUUCUCGGUCCUCCCAAAAUCCCUACCCUCCUCAACGUACGUCUGGAUUCAUGCCUUAUGAGCUCUAAAUUAUUGCAGUCCUAACAAAUACACACUCUAGCUUCUAGUGCUCCACCCUAUUUUGAUACCCCUUUCCGGAAUGGGUAUACCCCAUAUCCGCCACCCCCACGAGCACAACCCCAGGUCAGACAUGAGAGAACCAAGGACGAGGUUGCCUCAUUAAAGGCUGCGCGACGAGCGGAAAUAGAGAGGCGGUCCAUGUUGCUGUCACCACCACUAACUGCUGCGGUUUUAGCACAUAUGCCUUCGUUCCAAGCCGCCAUACAAAUUAUCCAGCCACUGACCGAUGAAUCCUGGGAAGUAUUAAAACCAAGAUUGCUUUCACAGCGUGGGGAAGCUGAACAGCGGGAAACCGAUCGCCUUGCUCAGACCCGAGUGGUUCAGGAGCGAUUUGAUGAGCGACGAUACCAGGAUGCACAGGCCAGAUCAAACUCCAAGGACAUUGUUGAUAGGGAGUGGGAUGAUGUUCAAGCUCCUUUGCGCUCAAGGAUUGGUGGGUAUGCAGAUGAGAUUAUCCGUGAUGGUUGGAAUGGUGGUGACAAAGUGGAUUACGACAAUGCUCCCAGGUUUGCUGCAGAUGUCCUGGUAUAUGUCCGGAAGAGGUUUUACGCAGAAAUGGCCAAAGAUGAAGCAACCGCUCGCGCAACUGGACAGGAGCCUACCUUGGAUCCUCCCAAUGGACCCUACCUGCGGAAACUUAUUUUGGAGAACAUGAAAUGGGUGUUUGAUACCAAGAUCAAAGUCCAUACUGAGCAAUAUCGUAAGGAACUUUUUCUUUGCAGUGCUUGCGAGACUAAUCCAAAGUUUUAUGGAUUCGAGGGUGUCAUCCAGCAUUACGCAGCCAAGCACACCAAUGAAUUGAGUUUUGGGAGUAUCGUGGUUCACUGGAAAGCGGAGUGGCCUGAGCGACCCCCUUUCAAUUCAGAUCCUGCUCCAUCGUCUAACCAAGCUUAUUACUCCGUCCCAAGUGCCAGUGCACCUUUUGUAAGCAAUGGUCCCGCGUUGCAUACCAACUAUGGAUAUGGUGGGUAUCAGCCAACUUCUGGGCCUUCUAUAUCCGCUCCCAUGGCGGGUUCUAUGCAGGCUCUUAUGCCCCCUCAAAUGCAGGCACCAAUGCCUCCUCCACUUCAUGGCCAAAAUCCACACGUUUACCAGGAAAGCCCAGGUCCUUACUAUGGUCAUCCCCACUAUGAAAAUCAGUAUUCAGGGCAUCAAAACGGACCUUAUGCUCCUCCACAACCAUAUCAGGAUAAUCCCCAGGUGUACCAUGGACAACAGCAGUAUUCCGCUCCACCACCAGCUAACAAUGUCUAUCAAGAACCACCACAUGAUUAUUCCCAACACCACCGGUUUGGAAAUUCUUACCAACCAUCUAACCAGGGAAUGUACCCACCUGCGAAUCAAGGACCACAAUAUCAAACUGCCCCUGAUAUGUCUGUUCAGCAAGAUUCCUACUCCUACCAAGGGAAUCAUUUUGGCCAAAAUUACACCCAGGUACCAUCUUAUUCAACCAACACUGUGGCACCACCACCUGCUCCACCCCAAAGGACAGAGGAUUACAAGACCCAAUUGCUAGAGGUAGCAAAAAGCGCGCGUAAGGUUUGGAACACAAUCAAUUCCAUUAAGGAAAUUGCUGGAAGCGUCAAGGUCCACACCAUCAUCUACCACCUUUUGUCACAAUUUCGCACAUUGUACCAGGAAGACCCUCCCUUAUCAAUGAUCAUAGAUGGUUUGACAAACAACAAAGAUAUGCGACCGCUGAGAAACAUCAAUGGUCUUCUUUGUAAAACAUGUGUUGCGGAGCUGACAGGAUCUAAAGGAAAUCAGAAGAAACAUUUUUCAAUCUCACAACUUCUGAGCCAUUUUCACACUAUCCAUGAGCAGGGAGUGUCCAAGAACACUGGACGCAGUCUGGACUGGACAAAGGACAUGGUUGAGCUUCCAGAUAUCUCGAAAUUGGCAUCCGCCAUCAACAAUGGCAAUCAUAAGCUUGACCCAAGGAUCAAACUUGUCAAAGAAGCUAUUCCAGAGCUGGACCCGCCAACUGCUACAAUAGAAGAGCGAUUUUCAAACGGCAGAAAGUACGAUCAUGUUGCUACCAAUUCAUACAGUCCAGAACUUGCUCCUUCUCGGGACAGCCACAACAAAUACUACUCAUCUGCCUCCAAGGGUGAAUCAUCAAAACCUGACAUUGUUGCGUACGAUAAUGGAGAGUAUGACCCCCGAAAUCCGAUGGAAAUCCCGCUGGAGCCGAGAACUGUUCUCCGAGUUGCACCCCAGGCAAAGUACCCCCUGGAGGACGAGCGUGAAAUUUUACAACCAGUCUAUCGACUAGCACCCCAUCCUGAGGACCGUCGCGAAAUCGUGUAUCAUGAUCGCCCGGGACACGUAUAUGACGACCGAAGGCCGGUAUCACCUCUAUCAAGGGCACGGCCAUCAGAAUACUACGAGCGCGUUGUAAUCCGAGAAGAACCGCCCUUUUAUAAUGAUCGACGGCCACGCUAUCGAGAAAGUGUCGAACGCAGCGAGUAUCGCAGUCCUGCACCAUUGCCCUACCAUGCGUGGGGUGCCCAAUCUCCUAGCCAAGGCUACCAGUUCCGAAAUCUGGAAUCUUUCUCUGGCAAUAGGCAGGAAAUUCAACCUGUGGCAACUGCCUCGGAGCAAAGUCGCAUCACCGAUGUUGUGGUACAAAUAUCGCAACAGGCCCAGCGAGCACAGGAUUCAAUUCCUCUUCGUGACGAAGUUGCCAAAGGUGGUUCGGAAGAUGGGGAAGUGCGGGCAAAAACUGCCUCCAAAUCCGCGUCCUAUCAACCUGAGCCACCAGAAGACCCCACUGAUGCUGCUGAAAGAUUCUUGGACAAUUUUCUUUCCGUUGAAGCUCCUCGAGAGGAAGCCCUUUCAAGAACACCACGAGCAGACAAGAGGAAGGUGUGGGAGCCUGAGAGUGGCGAACCUCUGCGACGUGCAUAUCAGCCUCAAGAGGAUCCUUACAGGGGGAUACGUGGAAUAAGUAGAGUGUCUUCGCGAGGUCGUCCCGGCGACGAGGGUACACUAGAGACAAGAUCUGUAGUACGCGAUCGACUUCCCCCGGAACAAUCCCGAGCCUAUGGCUACGAUGAUCGCUAUGGUAGCUCUCUCCCGGUGCAUUUAACUGUACGAGAACGUUCCCCUGAGCUAGUCGAUCGGCGAUACAAGGUCAAUAAUGUUGUCUAUCGGGAUGAGAGACAAAGCAGAACUCCGAACAGAUAUGCUCGGUAUGAGAGUGUUCGCCUGGAGAAUGACCGCGCACGUUCCAGGUCACCAGUGUACGCCAAAGUAGGUGGCCAAGCUGGGCAGUAUCGUGAGCGCAGUCCUGGUAGACAUCUACUACAAGAAACGUUUUAUCGAGCCCGUACUCCCCAGAUGCUGGUAGAUGGGUAUGCUCACGAGAGACAACCCCGACCGGGCUAUUAUCGCGUGUAUGCCGAUGAACCCCGGCCGGGGCCACAGUAUGCUACAGAGGCAUAUGAGCUUGUUCGCGUCUCUGAUGCGCAGGGAGAAUACGUUAUUCGGAGACCUAUUCGACGGGAACCUGCUGAGCCAGUUUAUGCCAGCUACGGAGACGAUGGCUAUGCACGACAGUCUGUUUAUGAAAGCCGAGCGCCUGUCUUGAGACCACACGAGGCUUCUUUUGAAGAGGAGUAUGAUCCUAGGCAUCCUGAGCCGCUCGCGCCGGUUCGACAGGUCGGCAGGUAUCAGUAAAAAUAUGGGAGGGGUUUUCUGCUUUUCAAAAGUUAUUUCUCUUUUUUCUUCUUUUCCUAUUCUACGAGGAAAAUAAUGCUGUUCUUAUUUCCCCUCGUCCUUUGGAAGUUUGAAUAGAACUCUGUUUCUAAUCUCUUUCCUUUCUCUAUUUAUUUUGGCAUACAAUUGGAUGCAUACCUCGGGCGCAUCUCUGCUUCUUCCUCUUCCUCUCCUUUUUCCAUGUUUGUUGCUGGGGAAAUUUGUACGAUUGUACGAUAACACGUUUUCCUGUAUACUUGGUUAUUGGCUGGCGUCCUGUUUUGCUUAUUUGCCUGUCUGAUUCGUAUGAGGUGGCGAAAUCAUAAUCCGGAUUUAACGUCAAAAUGGGUGGCAUUAUUUGAUUGACUAAUUGGUCGCUCUUGUUUCUAAAAGAGCUGGGGUUGGUAGAUAGGCUAGAUGGUUGAGGUGCUAAACUGUGCGUGCUUGGGGGGCUCUGGUGUGCAAGUCUUAAUGUGUGAUGGCUGAUGCGAGGUGGGAUUUGUAUCAUACGCGUAGGUAGUACGAUUCGUUCCUGUAGGAACUAAAUGGCGGUGUUGAAUGGUAUCGGUUGAGUAAGCGUAUUCUUCUUGUGGUGAUGAUCUUUGUUUAAGUUGGAGGGGCUUUGGUACUUACGUAAAAGUUACUUGCUACUUAUAAGUGCUCUGAUCGUUACUCUGUCAACGCUCGGCAAAAG